Messenger RNA from Acyrthosiphon pisum (pea aphid), 2982 nucleotides. It is a transcript of the gene hig, whose product is annotated as locomotion-related protein hikaru genki. The record is from RefSeq and is a predicted model, not a curated record. The transcript is spliced from 10 exons. NCBI's taxonomy places the organism in Eukaryota, Metazoa, Arthropoda, Insecta, Hemiptera, Aphididae. The coding region runs from base 354 to 2018 and encodes 554 amino acids.
CGGGAAAUCAACGUGCCAGUUCUCCGAUGACUUCGGUGCCGUCCGCACAUGCCUGGUACGCCGAUUCGUACCGCCGGAGAGACGACCAGACACACGAUCGUCAUACCACCGCCGUCAACCCUGCGUAGGUACCGUCGUGAGACACCGUCGCCGUCAAUUCACGUAUACCGUACGAGGGCUUUGACGAGCCCACAGGCAGUGUCGUCAUGCAGGUAGUGCGACAGUUUCGGGGACAGGCGUCAGCCACACGACGACGGUCGUAGCCGUGACACGCGUGUCAACACUUGUCUUCCGGACUUUCGCUUACCCCUCAGCCUAACCCAGUAUAACAUCCGAUUCAAGGUCAUCUGACUAUGGCGCGUCAGUACGCGAUGUUGACCGCAGUCAUAACCGUCGUACUCGGGACUUACACAACGGCGUCAGCCCUAGGGAAGGUAGAUAAACCUACAGUUGACGGAGGUGGUUGUCCUUCACCCGGCCUGACGCUGAAUGGCACUAGAGUUGUUCCACGGUCGGGCAUGUCACCGGACUUUUCAACACUGUCUGAGGUGAAAUUCCCAGCACGCCUGCUGUCCCCUUCUGGCAAGGGAUCGGCUUCAGUGGCGUCUUCGUCCUCCGUAGAUGCUGAAGCGCCGUCCAGGAUCUGCAAAAUAAAAUGCGUGUCGGGCCAAUGGGUCGGUCCCCUGUGCCAAGAAGUAAAUGGUGAUGGCAGAUUUCAGCCAAUACUAAAAUCAUGUGCAUUGGAAGAAGUGCCACCAAAUCUUAUUUUAUCAUUUAAAAAUCGGAUUAUUAUAGAACUCAAUACGACAAUACCACACAAUAGCACAAUAGCAGCGCGGUGUCAAGAACCUAUUGGCACAUACAAACUUAGCGGACCCCCAGUAUUAAAUUGUAGCAAUGGCAUUUGGUCGAGUCCAAUACCGAAGUGUCAACCAACAACUCUAUUCACUAAUUAUUCAGAAAACUCGCCUCCAACAAUUUUGGUACGGGUUCCAUCAGGAUCAGCAGCUGUCGACCAAAAUGGUGGACUAGUCGUUUUCCCUGGAUCAAUAUUACACUUAGAAUGUCUUUAUUUGAGACGACAUGGCGAUCCGGAAUGGACAUGGACAUCCGAGGCGGAAACUUAUCUUACCGGAUGGGCGAUAGGAAAUGACGAACGCAACUGGAAGUAUCGAUUAUCUAUUUACUAUGUAAAACAAUUUGAUACAGGCUCAUUUACUUGCACUACAUCACGUGGCAUUAACAAUACUAUAACACUACAAGUUUCAGAUAUUCAUUGUAAGCCAGUGCCCAGCAUGGAUCUCAAUCCUCAUCUCAACUAUAGAGCGAGUGGGCAUAGGCUUGGUCAGACAACAUACUUCAACUGUCCACCUGGAUUUUUCCUGAAAGGUUCAGCAAAUAUCACCUGUCUUCCUUCAGGAGACUGGUCGAAUUCGCCACCGGAUUGCAUCAUGGUUAAGUGUCCGCCAAUCAGCGUAGACGAUUCCAGGUUGAUCAUGGUUGAGUACAACGACACGUACGGCAAACGAGCAGCAUUCAAAUGUGCUUGGGGCUUUCAAAUGUCUGGUGUCAAUUCGAUUGAGUGCUUGGCGGAUUCCACGUGGUCGCAUCGAAUACCUACAUGCACGGAAAUUCUAUGUCCACCCCCGGUUGUGCCACUCAACGGUCUCCUGAUCGAAGAUUCAGCACCGGGACGUCAUGUCGUUGGUUCCGUGGUACAAUUUUCUUGCGGUGAAAAACAUCAGCUUAUCGGAAAACCCAGCAUGGUGUGCACAGAAAAUGGCACUUGGUCACACUCCACGCCAUACUGCAAAGCCAGAUGCGAAUACCCGGGCGAGCCGCCUAACGGACGUAUCAUACCGCUGAAGUUCUGGUAUGUGCCGGGUGAUAAGUUGAAGAUCACAUGCCUGGCAGGGUACGUCCUGCCACUGCCAUUGGAGGCCAGCCCACCUGUAUGCCUCGGCGACGGCACGUGGUCGCACACGCUGCCGGAAUGCAUACAGUACACAAACGUAUGAUCGGAUGACGGUGAUCCGAUGGAGACGACGUCGUGUCCGGGCGGACGAACACUUCGCGGUUUCGCGGACAGUGCGCUCUUCCACGACCGCCACAGACGGAUGUUUUAUAAUAUUAUUUAUAGUCAUAAUGCCGUGUAACAUGCGUCCAAUAUAACGAUAUUUGUACGUACCCAUCACAGUUGUAAUUUUAAUAUGACAUUGUAUUCUCAUAUAGGCGUAGGCGCAAACGGGGGGGGGGGGAGAAGUGGAGAACACGAGUGUGGCUCAAUUUUAAUGCCCCCCCCCCUCGAGAAUGUAUUAGAAAGGAUUACGAAUAUUACGGAGCGAUAUGUCAUAAAGGUAUAAGAAAUGUGUAAUUAUAUAAUUAUAUGUUUACAUAGUAUUUUAUAUAUCAUAAUAUAUUUAUUCGGUGAGUAUUGGCUACCUGCAUCGAAAUAUUACGUUUACCACGACAUAUUAUAGACACCGGUGGUCAGCAUCUUGAUUAUUCAUUGUAUACGUCAUUAGCGGACGAUAUACAUUUAUGUAUUCAUUACGCGUAUCAUGUGUACGCGAUACGUGUCUAAACAAAUCGAUCACAUUAUUUUGUUACAUUUUAGUCGUCGUCGUAAAUAUAAACAAAGUAUUACUUAAUUUUUUGUCAAAAAGUAUGCCACUUAAAAAAUAUAGUAAUAUUGCGGUCAAAACGGAGUGAUUAAAAUUAAUUUUAGGUCGUUGUUACUUGUACAAUAUUAUCAUAUCGAUUUGAUCUCAUCUCAAACUCCCUCCUUCAAAUAUUAAACUAUAUUUGCGCCUCACGUUUGUAUCUCACCACGUGAUAGUUAACUCAUCCUACUUCUGCAGUCCGCCACCGAUUAUGCAAAAUAUAACAAUAAUAUGCGCUAUAUAUACGUAACUACUAACAAUAUCGGUAUAUAGUUAUUUUACCGUCAAUCCCGACGUAACGACGCGACGUCAUCCUCAA